AUGAUAGCAAGUAAGGAUAGAGUGAGAUUAAUGACUUGUCAAUAGCCAAGGAAAAGAAGUAAUAAAGCAGACAGAUAAUUUAAUGAUGAAGUAUUUGAAAGACCACCAUAGAGUGUCAUUGAUAAUUUGUAUUGCAGGCUGGCAGAUAAAUCUAGAAAAAUGAAUGUGAAUGUAGUCAUUGGCUUUUAAAAUAUAGUCGCUCUAGCUAUUUCAACAAUGAUUCUCAAAGCAACCUACAAGCAGUCACUAGCCAAUUGUCUAACUAGAGGGGACUUUGUUGUUGGAUUCUUAUGUUUUGGAUCAAUCUAUUGCAGUAAUUUCGCUCUUAAAUAUGUGAAUUAUCCAUUCGUUGUGCUAUCGAAGUCAGCAAAAAUUAUGCCUGUUAUCAUCCUGGGUUCUAUAAGAAAGGUCUACACUAUGCACUAUUCAUAGUAUCUCCUAGCUGUAUGUAUUUCGGCUGGAUUAAUUAUGUUUAAUUCGAAUAAGCUUAAGAAUCUUGAGACUGAUAAUCUCGUUGGCAUAAUUCUCGUAAUCUCAAGUUUAUUCUUUGAUGGACUGACUUCCUCUUAGACUGACAAGUAACAUAAAAGUAGUGGUAGAGACUAUGCUUACUCAAUAAUGUUUAGCAAUAAUUUAGUUCAGCUUUUCUCAAAUAUAGCUUUCUAUAUUCCGCAAUACAUGUACUAAAAUGAUGAGACUAUUGAAAGAAUUUUUAAUAAUAAUGAGAACUUAAAAGAUGUAAUAAUGAUUGGAGUCUCAGGGGCACUAGGUUAGAUCUUUAUUUACCUAACAAUUUCCCUUUUCAACAGCUAUCUAUUGACUGUGAUUACAACUACCAGAAAAUUAUUCUCAGUUUUGUUAUCAAAUUUCUCAUUCAAUCAUCACUUUACCCCUAUUCAAUGGUGUGGUGCUGGUCUUGUUAUGUGCUGCACUUUUGCAGAAUUAACACUGGGAAAUGCUGGCAAAAAACCUGCUCAUAAAAAGAAUGAUGAAAAUAAGAAAGAAUGA
Messenger RNA from Stylonychia lemnae, 1008 nucleotides. The record is from the annotation of a GenBank genome assembly. Lineage: Eukaryota; Ciliophora; Spirotrichea; Sporadotrichida; Oxytrichidae.